ACCACUCAAUCACUUUUCAUGAAGUUUCAUGAUAAGUAAGGAACUGAAUUUAUUUUGGUAUACAUUUAUGUCAAACUUCUUCCCUUCUUCUUCCCUCUCCCUAGUAAGAAUGGUUCCUCCUUUUUGUGUCAAGUUGUGGUGAGUAAGUAUAAAGGGCCAGCCCCAAGAUGCAGAUAGAAUCUGGUCCUGUUGUAUUUGCCUUCACUAACAUACUGGGGAAAGUACCAUCUGGAUUCCUCUUUGUUCUAUAGAUACUCAGAACACAGCAGAAGGCAGUCAGACAUCAAAACGUCCUCAUCACAUGCACACACUGAGCUCAGGAAGCGAACAUACACACACACUGCCUUGGUGAGCAACAGAGGAAACUCAGGACCUGUACAGUCAGCAGCUCUUAAUAUCUGUCUUCUUGCGCUCCUCAGGCGCAGGCCACUCUAAGCUCUGCCGUCGGACUGAUGAUGCCACAGCCUACCCAGCAUUCUCUAAUCCAUGUCCUCUUGUUGUGGAUCACCAUCCUUUCCAUUAUCCAAGCUGUAUUCAUCAUCUUCUUCUUCACAGCUGGACAUCGUGGCCUGUCUCAGAACAGUAGCACUGUAACACCAGAGGGCACAGUGCAAUCCCAGGCAAACAUUACACCUUCGCCCACCCCUGACGACAACCUUCUCUUGGGCAAAGGCCAAAUGCUCACCUACAAGGCUCAAGAAGACAACGGCGAUUUUAAAUGGGUAGCACAUAAUCCAAGUGACAGCCUGGUCUCACAAUAUGGGAAAGAUCUGCAAAUAAAGAAAGAUGGAUAUUACUUCCUAAUUCUCCAGGUGACACUGAAAGAAUGUACAUGUACAUAUAAUGGAACAAGUAAGAAUAAGACUACAAGUGAGUGCACAGUCAGUGUGAACUGGAACAACAGUCUGAAGGAGAAGAACAGAGUUCUCCUUGAGGGUUGGAUUAACACAAACACCUGCAGCACAGGUCUUCUCGGAAUGGUAACGGUGCUGCCUGCUGGAGGCAAACUUGAGUUCAAACUACCAAAGACUAAAAAAAUUGAUGACCGGGAACAUCUUACCCACCUGGAUAUCAUCUACAUGCACAAGCCUUAGAUGCAGCUCUGAUACACCUUCCCAGCUCUGGGAGCUCCUCAGCAGCAAACCCGCAGAAGCAAAGAUGCAAAGAUGCAAAGAUCUGUCUUUGCCUUUGGAUCACAAGAUCACCAAUAGAAAAUCACUUAACUGUCUUCCCACAGUCAAAAAGAUGACUGAGUCACAGAGAAUAGGUGAAAGGGGCUGGAUUCAACAUUGAAGACUGCCUUUUACCCACAUUUGGUAAAAUGCGCACCUCAUAAAUAUUCUGGUCUACUAAAAAGAAGGUUCUUCCUAAAACACACUCAAAAAAUCUAUGCAUUUUAAUUACAUAGAAAAUAUUAAUUUUAAUAGAA
Messenger RNA from Larimichthys crocea (large yellow croaker), 1429 nucleotides. It is a transcript of the gene tnfsf18, whose product is annotated as TNF superfamily member 18. The record is from RefSeq and is a predicted model, not a curated record. The transcript is spliced from 4 exons. Bases 453 to 1094 code for a protein of 213 amino acids. Gene Ontology annotation, molecular function: protein binding. Lineage: Eukaryota; Metazoa; Chordata; Actinopteri; Sciaenidae.